Molecule: messenger RNA, 2219 nt
Organism: Zea mays
Lineage: Eukaryota; Viridiplantae; Streptophyta; Magnoliopsida; Poales; Poaceae
Exons: 8
Coding region: 204-1988 (594 amino acids)
Biological process (GO): regulation of DNA-templated transcription
Cellular component (GO): nucleus
Molecular function (GO): sequence-specific DNA binding; DNA-binding transcription factor activity; protein dimerization activity
Source: RefSeq, marked validated
UCGUCGUCGUCGUCGCCGCCGCCGUUGCUCGAUAGGAUGUUUAGAAAUUAACUGCUUGUGCACACAGAGGUUACAGUUCCUUGUAGACUCCUUCAGUUCAGAAAUGACCAUGCAAUGCAUGCUAGUUUCUGUUUACAGUUUCCAAGCAUGCAUGGUUUUGUUGCCUGUGAGUAGAUGAUGUUGGAGUACGUAACGUAGUAACAAUGAGCAGUGAUGUGAAUUGCGAUGAUAUACGUGACGCCGAGAGAGCACAUGAACAGGCGGCAGCGGGCACAGUCCUCCAGUCCUCGGGUGAGGCGAUCGUCGCCGGCGCCAUGGGAGGGGGAGUCCACCACCACCACCCGUGCGUGGCUGCUGAUGGAGAUGGGGCCGGGGCCGGGCCCGGGCCGGCCAGCGUGGAGGCCGCGUUGAGGCCUCUUGUCGGCGUCGACGCCUGGGACUACUGCGUCUACUGGAGGCUGUCUCCUGAUCAGAGGUUCUUGGAGAUGGCUGGGUUCUGCUGCAGCAGUCAGUUCGAGGCACAGCUUCCAGCGCUGGGCGACCUGCCUCCAUCAAUCCAGCUCGACUCCUCGUCUGCAGGGAUGCACGCCGAGGCAAUGGUGUCCAACCAGCCGAUCUGGCAGAGCAGCCGCGUGCCAGAGCUCCAAACAGGUUACUCCAGUGGCAUGGUGCAGGAGCCCGGGUCCAGCGGCGGCCCGAGGACGCGGCUGCUGGUGCCCGUCGCCGGCGGCCUCGUCGAGCUCUUCGCGGCGAGAUACAUGGCGGAGGAGGAGCAGAUGGCGGAGCUGGUGAUGGCGCAGUGCGGGGUGCCGAGCGGCGGUGAGGGGGGCGCGUGGCCGCCGGGAUUCGCGUGGGACGGCGGCGCCUCGGACGCGUCGCGUGGGAUGUACGGCGAUGCGGUGCCGCCGUCGCUCAGCCUGUUCGACGCCGCCGGCAGCGUCGCGGCGGACCCGUUCCAGGCGGUGCAGCAGGCGCCGGGCGCCGGUGGUGGUGGGGUGGACGACGUCGCCGGGUGGCAGUAUGCUGCUGCGGCUGGGAGCGAGCUGGAGGCGGUGCAGCUGCAGCAGGAGCAGCAGCCGCGCGAUGCGGACUCGGGGUCCGAGGUCAGCGACAUGCAGGGGGACCCAGAGGACGACGGCGACGGCGACGCGCAGGGGCGUGGCGGCGGCAAGGGCGGCGGGAAGCGGCAGCAGUGCAAGAACCUCGAGGCGGAGCGGAAGCGGCGGAAGAAGCUCAACGAGCGGCUCUACAAGCUCAGGUCGCUCGUCCCGAACAUCUCCAAGAUGGACCGCGCGGCGAUCCUCGGGGACGCCAUCGACUACAUCGUGGGCCUGCAGAACCAGGUGAAGGCGCUGCAGGACGAGCUGGAGGACCCGGCGGACGGCGCCGGCGCCCCCGACGUCCUCCUGGACCACCCGCCGCCGGCGAGCCUGGUGGGGCUGGAGAACGACGAGUCGCCGCCCACGAGCCACCAGCACCCGCUCGCCGGGACCAAGAGGGCCCGUGCGGCGGCGGAGGAGGAGGAGGAGGAGAAGGGGAAUGACAUGGAGCCGCAGGUGGAGGUGCGGCAGGUGGAGGCCAACGAGUUCUUCCUGCAGAUGCUGUGCGAGCGCCGGCCCGGGCGCUUCGUCCAGAUCAUGGACUCCAUCGCCGACCUGGGACUGGAGGUCACCAACGUCAACGUCACCUCCCACGAGAGCCUCGUCCUCAACGUCUUCCGCGCCGCCAGGCGGGACAAUGAGGUGGCAGUGCAGGCGGACAGACUGAGGGACUCGCUGCUGGAGGUGAUGCGGGAGCCGUACGGCGUAUGGUCGUCGUCGGCGCCGCCCGUGGGGAUGAGCGGCAGCGGCAUCGCCGACGUGAAGCAUGACAGCGUGGACAUGAAGCUCGAUGGCAUCAUCGACGGGCAGGCGGCACCGAGCGUCGCAGUGGGGGUUUCAGAGGAUCACUACGGCGGCUACAACCAUCUCCUCCAAUACCUCGCUUGAUCAUUAUUUAAUUGCGUUCGUUCAUGUUGAAAGUUCGAUCAAACUAUCAAAGGAUGGAUCAACUAAUAAAAACGGGAUCCAUAUAUAAGUAACUGUGAAUUGCGAUCAUUAAUUGUAUGCAUACAAGCAUAUGGUCGUGGAUUAAAGUUUGUUAAUUGGGUUUUCUCACUGCUUUUCUGGAUCUUUCUUGUGUUGGUUCAAACGAGGGCGGAAUAAUAAAGCUAUUUCCUC